AUGUUACGGCGCUAUCAUUCUGAUCCUGCUCAUGUCGUGCCAGUCGCAGAAAUCGACGUUCAAACUGAUUUGACCUUCGAGGAAGAGCCUGUGCAGAUACUGGCUCGAGAUGUUAAGGUCCUCAGAAGAAAAUCUGUCCCAUUGGUGAAGGUGCUUCGGCGUAAUCAUGGAGAGAGGAAGCCAUUUGGGAGCCAGAGGAGGUGUCGCACUCCUUCGUGUUGGAUAGAGUUAGGCGAGCGGCAUGUUUUGGGCCCUGAGUUGGUUAAUUCGAGAUUAAUUCGAGAUAGAUUGAAUGCAGCAUUUGACAGACAGAAGUCAUAUACGGAUCUGAAACGUAAGGAAACUGAGUAUUCUGUGGGAGAUUUUGUCUUUCUGAAGGUCUCGCCACGGAAGAAGGUUAAAGCAUUGGAGAGAAUACGUGGUUUUGGUUCAAGAGGCGGCUACAAUUGUUUGAUUGGAAAUCCCCAGGCACAGAUGGAUCGAUGCGACAGAGGACUUGGUGGUGGCCACUCGACGUAG
Molecule: messenger RNA, 519 nt
Organism: Gossypium arboreum
Lineage: Eukaryota; Viridiplantae; Streptophyta; Magnoliopsida; Malvales; Malvaceae
Exons: 4
Coding region: 1-519 (172 amino acids)
Source: RefSeq, a predicted model, not a curated record